CAUAUCUGGCCGUGUCUGCUGGUGUAACCGUGAGAAACCUGUCGACGUUCAGAGCUCAAAUUUCUGCUAGUGGUGUUUUCAACAUUGCCAAACAUAAUUCACAGAUCACUUUCUCUUAAGUCAUGCAUCAUCCAAGUCCUCCGACCCCUCCCCAUGUCUCCAUUAUGGACAUCUUCUUCCCGGGCUUUACUGGCGUCACUGCGGCAAUCCAUCAGCUUCUUAACGGCAACUUAGAUGGGUACGCUGGUUUGUUGUGCGUCUGUGGGGUGUUGAUGGUUUGCAGCAAGUUCCUUUGCAAGACCGUGGGAGGAUUAGUGGACACCUACUUCACUUCAAAGACCAAUGUCCACGAUCCCGAUGAGGCAUACGACAUGCUGGAGGCAUGGGUGUCUGCCCAAGACUUCUCCAAAGAUGCUAGCUCCUCGCUCGUUAGUGUUGAAAGCAGAAGAGGAAAGCCCAUGUCCCAGCUAAACCCCGAUACCGCAGCUAAGAAACAUCUUCGCUUUACACCUUGGGGAGAACCUCUGUCUUUUUGGUAUCGAGGACGUCGUCUCACUUUACGAUGCACGCAAGAUAAAGCAGCAUUGUUUCCGCGCAACACGAUGACAGUUUCGUGCGUCGGGCUUUCUUCGCAGAUUCUAAGGGACCUUAUGGAAGAAUGUCGCAUCGAAUAUCUAAGGCUUGCUCAAAACAAGACCGCGAUCUUCGAGCACUGUAACAACGGCUGGAAAAGAACCGAUACCAGAGAAACCAGGCCGAUUAACACCAUCAUCAUGAACAAAACACUGAAGCAGCUGCUCCUUCAAGACAUCCAAUCGUUCCUCGAUCCCAGAGCUCGAUCCUGGUACGCUCGCCGUGGGCUACCAUAUCGAAGGGGCUACUUGCUGUACGGCCGUCCUGGAACCGGAAAAUCCAGUCUUAGCAUGGCCGUCGCUGGCUGUUUCAGACUGGAUAUCUACGUUCUCAGCCUUGCUGCUUUGAAUGAUGGACAACUCAGUACCUUGUUCAGGGAGCUUCCUCAACGCUGCGUUGUCCUACUUGAGGAUGUUGACGCAGUCGGCACAACUCAGUCUCGUGUAUCUGAUGCCGAUGAUUUUGACACCAGGCCGGAAGAUUCACGGAGGUCAUCAAAGCCAAAAGGGACUGUUUCGCUAUCCGGGCUCCUCAAUGUCCUUGACGGCGUCGCGUCACAAGAGGGGCGUGUACUCAUUAUGACGACAAACCACAUAGAACAUCUCGAUGAAGCUUUGAUUCGAUCUGGUCGCGUUGACAAAAAGAUCGAGUUCCAGCUUGCAGAUGCUGAUGUUGUCAGGGAAAUCUUCAACACUGUGUUCCAGCAAUCUGAAGUGGAGCUGCCCGAUUUGGAGAAGCGAACAGACAACAACGAGAAAGCCCGACGACUCGCAGAUCAGUUUGCAUCACAGGUACCGGAGCUGGAGUUCAGUCCUGCCGACAUAUUUUUCUUCCUCCUAGCAAACAGAGACUCGCCGUCAGGCGCUUUGGCUGAGGUGAACGCCUGGGUGUCCCGUACUCGGGAGGACAAAGCGCUAAGAAGGGGAGAUUCAUGGGUUCAGAGUGAUUAGUUUGGGGGGAUCUAUAUGAUGCACUCUUCUCCUUGGUUUCGCCUUAUUUGAAAUUAGUCCAACUAUUUGCCAUUCCUUGUCAACCAUACAGACAGCAGCUAUCUCUUUCUAGUUCGAUACACAACUCAAGUAUACUCAGUCCUUCACUGGCCCGUUGUUGAAUACAAUAAACACCCCUCGUACUACAACCCAGCUUAGAGGAAAGUGUCGUCUGGGGUUGUUAGCGAGGACCUGCGACAAAAGCAAACAGACAGCUUGACCUCGACAUGGC
Colletotrichum destructivum is the source of this 1854-nucleotide messenger RNA. Its product is annotated as Putative AAA+ ATPase domain, ATPase, AAA-type, core. The record is from RefSeq and is a predicted model, not a curated record. Gene Ontology annotation, cellular component: mitochondrial inner membrane. The transcript has 2 exons. Gene Ontology annotation, biological process: mitochondrial respiratory chain complex III assembly; protein insertion into mitochondrial inner membrane from matrix. The coding region runs from base 123 to 1583 and encodes 486 amino acids. Lineage: Eukaryota; Fungi; Ascomycota; Sordariomycetes; Glomerellales; Glomerellaceae. Gene Ontology annotation, molecular function: ATP hydrolysis activity; ATP binding.